CAGGUGAUUUACUUCCUCCAGUCAACAUGCCUACCUUAGAUGUUCCAGAAGAGAGGCUGAGAAAAUUCAAGUACCGAGGCAAAGACGCAUCUAUGAGACGGCAACAGCGGAUGGCGGUCAGCCUGGAGCUCCGGAAGGCCAGGAAAGAUGAGCAGACUUUAAAGAGAAGAAAUAUCAUCGAUUCCUGCCCUGACCCAGCUUCUGAAAAACCCGCCAAAGAGAUGCCGGUCAGCCUCACGCUGGGUGAAAUAAUCAAAGGUGUGAAUAGCUCAGAUCCAGUCCUGUGUUUCCAGGCCACCCAGGCAGCCAGGAAAAUGCUGUCCCAGGAAAGGAAUCCCCCUCUAAAAUUGGUUGUUGAAGCCGGGCUCAUUCCCAGGCUGGUGGAGUUUCUGAAGUUAUCAUUUUACCCCUGCUUGCAGUUCGAAGCAGCCUGGGCUCUGACCAACAUUGCUUCGGGGACUUCAGAGCAGACCCGAGCCGUCGUGGAAGGGGGCGCUAUCCAGCCCUUGGUUGAGCUCCUGUCUUCCCCCAGUGUGACUGUGUGUGAACAGGCAGUGUGGGCUCUUGGUAAUAUAGCUGGUGACGGCCCAGAGUUCAGAGACAUCGUCAUCUCGAGCAAUGCCAUCCCACAUCUGCUGGCCCUGAUUUCAUCAACCAUACCAAUCGCGUUUCUGCGCAACAUCACAUGGACCUUGUCCAACCUGUGUCGGAACAAGAACCCGUACCCUUGCGAGAAGGCGGUGCAGCAAAUGCUGCCCAUCCUCUUCUACCUCCUGCAACAACAGGACAGGGAGAUUCUGUCGGACACCUGCUGGGCCCUGUCCUACCUCACCGAUGGCUGCAACGAGCGCAUCGGCCAAGUCGUCAACACCGGGGUCCUGCCCAGGCUGGUAGAGCUCAUGACCAGCUCGGAACUCAGUGUCUUGACCCCCUCUCUCCGCACCGUGGGGAACAUCGUCACGGGAACAGAUCAGCAGACCCAGAUGGCCAUCGAUGCGGGCAUGCUGAAGGUGCUACCCCAGCUCCUGAGGCACGCCAAGCCCGCCAUCCAGAAGGAGGCGGCCUGGGCCCUGAGCAACGUGGCCGCGGGGCCCCGCCAGCACAUCCAGCAGCUGAUCGCUCAUGACAUCCUACCUCCCUUGGUGGCUCUACUGAAAAAUGGAGAAUUUAAAGUCCAGAAAGAGGCUGUCUGGACGGUGGCUAACUUCACAACUGGAGCCACCUUGGACCAGUUGAUCCAGCUCGUCCACUCUGGAGUCUUGGAGCCACUGGUGAAUCUGCUCACUGUCCCCGAUGUUAAAAUUGUUCUCAUCAUCCUUGACAUCUUCGCUUAUAUUCUCCAGGCAGCAGAGAAACUAUCUGAGAAGGAAAACCUGUGUCUUCUGAUAGAAGAACUCGGUGGGAUUGAUAGAAUUGAGGCUUUACAACUUCAUGAGAACCAUCAGAUUGGCCAGACUGCCCUAAAUAUCAUUGAGAAACACUUUGGAGAGGUAAGUGACUUCAGAGCGUGA
Molecule: messenger RNA, 1511 nt
Organism: Lemur catta (Ring-tailed lemur)
Lineage: Eukaryota; Metazoa; Chordata; Mammalia; Primates; Lemuridae
Gene: KPNA7
Product: karyopherin subunit alpha 7
Exons: 9
Coding region: 27-1511 (494 amino acids)
Biological process (GO): NLS-bearing protein import into nucleus
Cellular component (GO): nucleus; cytoplasm
Molecular function (GO): nuclear import signal receptor activity; protein binding
Source: RefSeq, a predicted model, not a curated record